Molecule: messenger RNA, 13141 nt
Organism: Phyllostomus discolor (pale spear-nosed bat)
Lineage: Eukaryota; Metazoa; Chordata; Mammalia; Chiroptera; Phyllostomidae
Gene: OPCML
Product: opioid binding protein/cell adhesion molecule like
Exons: 8
Coding region: 1485-2519 (344 amino acids)
Cellular component (GO): neuron projection
Source: RefSeq, a predicted model, not a curated record
AUGGGAUAAGAUGGGGACUAUUUUAUGUGUUGUGUGGUGAGAAGAAAUUCGGAGUUGCCAGUCUGAGAGGUGGAGCAAGUCAAGGGCCUCGAGCACUUCCGAAGUGAGUCAUCAGAGCAAAAAGGGUCCCAUCUCUCCGCAAAAGCCCCAUGAGAGCCCCGCUGUGGGGCUGUAGCUCGGCCAGGUGGAGAAGGUGCGGCCCGUGCGGUGGACUUGCACACCGGUUCAGCACCCGGUCUUGGGAAACGUAGUCAGCUCUUCAAGGCGGAGUUUGGCAACUUCUGCUAGGGCAUCCCGGCAGGGAAGGUGCGAGCAUCAGUUCUCACUUUGCCGCUUUCCCCAGCACUCCCUCUCCCUCUCCCUCUCCCCACUCCCCACCUCACAGCCGGCUGGGAAGCCACCCGGAGGGCGCAGCAGUCUCUCGCCCGCUCCGCGGCCGCGGAGAGCUGAGCCGCAGCUCGGCUCCCAGCCCGCGUGGGCGCGGCACUGCGGGGGUUAAGGUGGACGCCCGCCGGCGCCCCCGCCUCAAGCCCGCCUGCGCCUCACGCCCGCCCGCCCGCUCGCUCGCGCUGCGCGGGCCCCGGAGAAAGUGGCGGUCAGUGAGGGAGCUGCUGCCAUGACAACCCCGGCGGUCGCGGCCAGUGCGCGUCCGGGCUGCUCCCGGGAGGAAGGCGGCACCGAGGCUAGGGGCUGCCGCUGAGCGUGGCGUCGCGCGUUCCCGCGCGUUCCCGCGCGUCCCCGCUUCCCGCGCCACGUCCCGGGAGGAGGCGGGGGCGCAGUCCGCCCAGCUCCCCUGCGCCCCGAGUCUGCGCCGGGCGGCGCUGGGCGGACUGGCAGCGCGGGCCCGGUGACUGCCAGUAGCCGCCUGGGCUUCGGGGGCGAACAUCCACGGUGCCGGAAGAUCCUAUCGCCGAGCCGGCCUCCUGCGCCCGCGGUGGAACUUUUUACCGCCUUUUGGUUCCAGAUUCGAGGCUUGGGCCGUUUAUAAAUAUAUCUAUACACAUGUGUGAUCUAAUAAAACGUGUUCUCUUCUCUCUGAGGCAGCAGCAUUUUAUGAAAUCUCUUUUAUGUCAGAGACACUUGCCUGGCUUCUUUGGGUUAUAAACUUUUGGUGUGAGCCCUCUGCAGAACGUGCCCAACUGAAUUCUAAAGUAGCAUCUCGAAGAGAGAGAGAGAAAGAGCAAUCUGUGACCUUCAUCCUGCACCUUCCUUCUCUCUCCCUUCCCGCUGCCUCCCUCCUCCCCAGGGAGCGUCAAGAAAGCUCUUUUUUGGAUGCAGGAGGGGCAUCUGGUUCUGCCAAGCUGGAAAGCUGAGGCAAGAUUUGAGGAAGAAUCAUUAGGCUCCGGAGAGCCUGGACUCGUUUCUGCUUCUGACUUGCUCCAUCCCUUCCUCUCCCCAAACCACUUCCUGAGACCCGCCGGUGUGCGGGGCGGGGACGAGGACCGUGCUGCUGCCGGCGUUCUGAGAAGUUGUGGCUGUCGAGGAUGGGGGUCUGUGGGUACCUGUUCCUGCCUUGGAAGUGCCUCGUGGUCGUGUCUCUCAGGCUGCUGUUCCUUGUACCCACAGGAGUGCCUGUGCGCAGCGGAGAUGCCACCUUCCCCAAAGCUAUGGACAACGUGACGGUCCGGCAGGGGGAGAGCGCCACCCUCAGGUGUACCAUAGAUGACCGGGUCACCCGGGUGGCCUGGCUAAACCGCAGCACCAUCCUCUACGCUGGGAGUGACAAGUGGUCCAUAGACCCUCGUGUGAUCAUCCUGGUCAACACACCGACCCAGUACAGCAUCAUGAUCCAAAACGUGGAUGUGUAUGACGAGGGCCCGUACACCUGCUCUGUGCAGACGGACAACCACCCCAAAACUUCCCGGGUCCACCUCAUCGUGCAAGUUCCUCCACAAAUCAUGAAUAUCUCCUCAGACAUCACCGUGAAUGAGGGGAGCAGCGUGACCCUGCUGUGUCUUGCUAUUGGCAGACCAGAGCCGACUGUGACCUGGAGACACCUGUCUGUCAAGGGCCAGGGCUUUGUGAGUGAGGAUGAAUACCUGGAAAUCUCCAACAUCAAACGUGACCAGUCUGGGGAGUAUGAAUGCAGCGCCUUGAAUGAUGUUGCUGCACCUGAUGUGCGGAAAGUCAAAAUCACUGUAAACUACCCUCCCUAUAUCUCAAAAGCCAAGAACACGGGUGUCUCGGUUGGUCAGAAGGGUAUCUUGAGCUGUGAAGCCUCUGCUGUGCCUACAGCUGAAUUCCAGUGGUUCAAAGAAGAUACCAGGCUAGCGACUGGCCUGGAUGGCGUGAGGAUUGAGAAUAAAGGGCGUAUAUCCACUCUGACUUUCUUCAAUGUUUCAGAAAAGGAUUAUGGGAACUACACUUGUGUGGCCACAAACAAGCUUGGGAACACCAAUGCCAGCAUCACACUGUAUGGGCCUGGAGCAGUCAUUGAUGGUGUAAACUCGGCCUCUAGAGCGCUGGCUUGUCUCUGGCUAUCAGGGACCCUCUUUGCCCACUUCUUCAUCAAGUUUUGAUAAGAAACCAUAGGUUCUCUGAGCAACGUCUGCUUCUCCAUAUCACAGACUUUAAUCUACACUGCGGAGGGCAAACCAGUUUGGGCUUCUUUUUGUUUCUUUGUUUCUGAUAUUCUUCUUGAUUUUUUUUUUACUUUUGGGUUUUGUUUGUUUAUUUGAUUUUUUUAAGUUUAAAUGAGUGGGGUUGGGGGAGGGGUGGGCAGGGUUCUACCAUGUGUAGGAUAAUCAUUCAUUGGUGUGUCCAAAAGUGGAAUAUGUUUCUGCUAGCUUGGCCCUUCCCUCCCUUCUCCUUCUCUCCUCCUCAUCAUUAUCACUGACCUCUCCUCUCCCAUACACCAAAACAUGAGCUCCAUUUGGGCAAAAAAUGUGCCUCAUGAUAAACACCCUGAAGACACAACUUGACUUAUAAUGUAGUGCACAGCAAGAGUUAUAUCCAAGUGUCCUAUUAUCUAUAUCUUUUAAGCUUUGGACCAUUUUCCUGAUUACAAUGUACAUAUAGCCCUCUUUUCAUGUUUAUUACUAUCUAAUUACACUAGGGUUCACAUCCUUUCUUUCUGGGAAGUCAUCACAAUGUGUGCGUAUUUGUCACAAACACACAUGCAUGUAUAUAAUCUUGCCCUAUUUGCAUUUAUCACCAACUACAGGGAUUAUUACAAGUUUGGGGAUAUUUAUUCAACCCAACAUUAAAAACUUAGAAAUCAAAUGGCCAAAAAGGGGGGAGGCAUUUUGAGGAUAGCAUUUCUCUUUUUAAAAAAGGUGUGUAACUUACAAAAAAUGAUUUAUAGAUGGCUGAAUAUUUAGGUUUUAUCAAGCUAUCUAUCAAAGAAAUCAUAUAGUUAUCCAUCUACUCAAUUAUCUGAUUCAUCUCUCCAUUCAAUUACCUACCCACCCAUCUUCCUCUCUAGCAAUCUAUUUACUCUAUUUAUCAGUCUAUCAGUGUAAUUAUCUAACACUUCUUUCUAUUUCUUUCCCCACUACUCACUAUCAAUUCAUCACCAUAUUAAUAUUUAGUCAUAUUGUGUCUAUUCAAUUGUACUCAUUUCUCCUCUACCUUCAACAGACAUUGGCAUCUUCAAAAUUAUCUAUCAACUUCCCAUGUGAAAGCCAAUGAUCUCACAGGCUAACAACAUAGAAAGCAAUAUGUCAUGGACUCCUUGGAAUGUGGUGGCCCAUCCACCCAAAGCAGAUGCUGAUAACAGAUGGACCAAAGUGGGAUUCCAAUGACCACUCACUCACUAUUCCCAGAAGAGACCGUGUUUCCAAAACCAUCUUCUCAGGAAGCAGGUUGACCCUGGAGAAGCCUUGAUAGGUACUGUAUUUUCCUUUUCUCACUCUUGAAGGACUGAGGCUUCUCUCGGCCUUUCAAGAAAGUGUAUGUCAGGAACCUAUGGGAUUACCCACAUGGCUGGCUUUUCUUUAUAGCAAGAACAUAAAGGAAAAAACACAUUUCUGUCUGUGGAGUGCGAAGAGGGCAGUCCACCUGUCUGAGUGCAAUGACUUCAGCUAUUGUCUCCUCUCUGCUCCAGUUUUAGCUUAAUCUGUUUGAAAACUACCCAGUAAAAAAGCUGAUGAAGCCAAUUAUGUGGUGGGUGUGUUGACAACUCUGGUAUUUGUUUCAGGAAGCUCUUCUGAGCUGAGGAGGGCACUUGAGCAACUGACUUAAUUUCCAAGCACUUGAUUAACACAACACUGCAAAGAGAAGGGGAAAAGUGUAAGUGACACACAAUUUCCUCUGAUACAGCAUUUCUCCACUGGCCUGGGGGAAGAAUGUCUUCAUUUCUCUGUAUUUAAAGCAGACCCAGCCUAUGAUGUUUCUGCAUUAUCUCCUGGGGCAACAAGGAUUCAGCCGGCAGGAUACUGGUGAACCAGUGGAAGGUCAUUGAAAAUCACACAAGUCUGUGCUCCUCCUUACCUGUGCUACAGGGACUGACCUACUGAGAGGAAGAGAAAGAAGCAUCAACAAGGACUAUCUCAUAGACCUGCUCUCCCUCAAUGGGAAAACUCUUUCAGGAAAAUAAUACAUAAUAAAUAGGUGUGUGGAGACUAUAUAUAUAUAGUCUAUAUAUACACACGUACACACACAUAUACACGUGUGUGUGUGUGUGUGUGUAUGUUGUCUUGGCAUACAAAAAGCUGUACUUUCAUAGGAGUUAGAGCUGGUGCAAGUGAAAUUAAUAUUACAUUUACCAGCUGUAAACAGACAUCUGUAUUUCCUAGUGAGCCGCCAGGAGCCAGAAUCUGGAAACAUAAAUGAUGUGCCAAAAGCACUGUAUCGAUUCCAAGUUCCAGGGCCAAUUAUGAGCAGGCAUCAAGUCAUAAUUAAAAGUCGGACAUCAGUGUUUCAUAUCUGUCACCACAUACAGCACCUGGAAUCGGGUUGGUGUUAGACAUUGUAUGAGAAUUAAAUGUGUCAUUGGAGUGUUCUAUUGAUAGCAAAUGUGCCACUUUGGAGUAAAAGAAAUAUGGAGGCACUGGGCAGUGUUGGUGAUUCUGGAGAAUACGGAUCUUGAAAUGGAUAAACUGUAAAUGUCCUUCAUUGUAAGAGUCCUUCUAGAGGAAGGGGACCAUCCCCCUAUGCAGGAAGAUCACCAGCACCUUUGGAACAGAGCAAGGCUGGUCUCAGAGCCACUAUGAAACUCUGCAUGUCCUCUUUUACUGGAUAACAAAGCACCUCUGGGAGUUGCCUCUUCCAGCCACAUUCUGCAGGUAGAAACCUACAACUAAUCCUCAUCUGUCUGUGAUAAAGAAAACCAAAUAAAUAAGAGCCAAGGAAACUGGGCACUGGGAAAGAAAAUUGCUCUUCCUCGCAGCAGAUGUACCGCAGCCUCUGUGUUGUUCGGGUUACUUUGGUGGGGAUGGCUCUACAUGACAGUAGUUCUUCCCCAGCAUUUUGAAGCAUCCAGAACAAUAAAUGCUCACUAAAGACAAUAUCCAUACUUCCACCUGCUCUUUCAACUUUACAUAUGGAGGGUAUAUGGAUAAGGCCUAUUGGAUAGAAUUUUUUUGAGGUAUUAUGUGGGGGUGGAGCUAAGGGUAUAGGAGGGAAAAAUAAACAAGUCCCUCAGCAACCGAAAGCUCUUUAUGGGUUUCCUGUGGGAAGAAAAUCAAUAGUGCUUAUCAGGAGAGAGGAAUUCAGCAAUGCAGCUACUCUGAAACCUUCCCCUUCCCAAAGCAAAGUUAAUAUGGACUUCCACCAAAGUAAUGCCAAUGAAAGUGCUAGUGCUCAGAUGGUGGCCAAGCUCGCUUUUUCAGAAGUUUAAUGUCAAGUGCCUGAUAUAGUCAUCUGCAAGUCUAAGCAAGUGUGUGUAGUUUUUCUCAUUCUUGUUUUAACUGGGGGAGAGGAGACAUACAUGAGAAUGGGGUGCAAACAUGCACGUAUUUUAUGCAGAGAACACCAAGAAAGGUUGUUCUGCUGCAAUUGUGUAUAAAUGAAUAGAAGGAAAGCUAAGGCUUUGUAUCAAUAAGAGGCCUGAGCCUCUUGCCUCUGAAACCAGUGCCUCAUACUAGAUGACAUGUGGGUAGAAAGUGUGCUCUGGACUCCAGAAACUCCACAACCAAGGAUGAGUUUAAGGAUCUGUUGCUGCAUCGAUCCAGUUACCUUAUGCUCCACAUGGAGGAAUUAACAAGUUCCACCUAUGUCAAAAGAACUCUUAUGUGGAAAGUGGAGAGAACCUCAAGGUGGGCAGUGGAUCCCAAAGAGAGUUUAUCACUGUCACUGCAUCAGGAGUGGCUGUACAUUGAAUAACCUGGUUUUUGCCAGGGCUUCCAGAACCCCCAAGAUCAUCUUCUCCUCUGUAGUUGUGUAUGAAUGUUGUCAGCCCUAUCAGUAGAAGGAUGGGAGAAAUGGCUCAAGGUGCAGAGAGAUAGGGGGUGAAGGUAUCUCUCCCAAUUUCAAUCUGUGUCUUCAGCAGAGAAAAACUGGCUUUGCAAUACCUACACACAGCCCUCCAUACCUCCCCACCACCACCCCCUCUUUAAAAAAUCCACAUUUUUAUUUUUAUUUUUUAAAAGCAAAGUUUAAUCGUUUUGGAAUUAGGGGAAGCAGCACAAAAUUGUUCUUCUCAGAUACAUGCAUUUUUACUUUUUUGGUCCAAUAAGGAGAAUCUUUUCUGUCACUUUGCACAAGAUCUAUGUUUAGAAAUGCUUAUACUUAAUUGCCUCCUCUCCUACUAUCCAAAGUUUCUCUGUCUUUUUCUUUUAAGACAAAUGAGUUUGAGCAGUUGCAGUAACACUUCACAGGUGUGUAAGUAGGAAGACAUCAUUUUCAAAAAGAUACCAUAUGAUGAGAACUCCUAGUGAUCACUGAAAGUAAACAAAUAAAAAUGCCAGUCUCAUUUCCCUCAUUUCUUAUUUAAUAGAAGAGAAGUAAAUGAAAGGAAGAAGAAAUAGAUUUGCAAUUAAAAGAUGUGGCAAAAAGAGCUGAACGAGUGCAAUUUAGCCUUCAGGUGCAGAAUAAUGGGAGUCCAAAGGAAUGUGGAGUGGACUUAAUUAGACGCAAUUGUCUUCAUCCUGAAAGUAGCCAGCUAAACCUAAUUUCCAGUCUUUUGAGAGAUUCCUUUUUGUUUCUUUCAAGGGUGCCCCUUUAAAGGCACAUGGUUAUUCCAGUUGUUCCACACCACUGGGUGCAGAAAGAAAGAUUGUGAACCUUCUACUAUUCUGUCUCAACCACAUUCUCUGCUAUCGGCAGAUUUAUAAGGAUAUCAAUAAUAGCAAUGAUAAGUAAUAAUAGCUGCCUUGCAUUAGUUAGAGGGAGCAUUUUUAAUUCUACAAAAAUUUUUGUGACAUGUAAAGUGCAGUUGUGAGGAAUGUGUGCGUGUACGAAAAUGUAUCUGUCAAGUUCAGAGUCCUCUGGAUUAAAAACAAUUAUGACUUAUCAAUGGUGCCGUCAUAGCUGUGUCAGACAAUGGGUGGACCCAUUCUCACAAUUACCCUUCAAACAAAUCUAUGUUCAAAUGCUUUAAAAAUUUACCACAUGAUACAACAGUAUAACUUUGUCAGCCUCCUAGAGUUCUUUGAUUCUUUAUUUUUUCCAAUAUUUUUUUCCUUAAAAAUCAAUGAAGACUUGAUUUCUGUCAAUAAUUGUAUUAAGGGUGAAUAUACUACCUGAAUUCUGUGCAUGUUACAUUGUAGUUGUAACCUUUUCUAAUUCAGGAUGAAUACGAGAUGGUCGUGAUUGUGCAGUGUAUCAAUAAAGUUCAAAGAAAUUUGUACUUUCGGGGGGGGCUUUUUAUUAGAAUAUAUCACUGAGUAUUCAGGAAUGGAGAAAAGUGACGCAGACUAUGCUUCUCCCAUAUGUGUGUUUUAGGCUUUGGGGAGUAGAUGCAAUCAGAUAUGCUAGUGUCUCUCUGUCUCUCCCUGUCUCUGUCUCUGUCUCUCUCUCUGUCUCUGUCUCUCUCUCUCUCUCUCUCUCUCUCGGCAUAGAAGGCAGUCUAAGCACUUUCUAUAUUACACAUGUUAUCAAAUGUCUAUGCCAUCUACAAGUAAUAUAAAAUGUACCUGCAGCCUCAAAGUGUAAAAAAUGUAUUGUUUGACCUAGGUUCAAUGGAAUCAGAAGAGCAGUUUCAGAAAAAUAAUGACAGAUACUCCUUAGUUUGAAACUCUAUUCUUUAAUAAUUUCUACAGUUUGAUUCCACUGAAUUAAGCACAACUGUGACAAGAGUAAGUAUGAAAAGAUAUGGUGGCUAUGAUGUACAUUUAUUCACAGAAGUAUAUGCCAUGUUUUAAUUGUCCUCCAUCUUAGGUUUUACAGUAGUGUACUUAUGGGUAUUAUCAUGAAAAAGAGACCUGGAGAAGAAGCUGCAUUUCUAUGAUUACCUUUUCUAAAACACCUUUCUCUUUCACCAAAACUCCAGUGCCCUUACCCUCAUCACAUAUGCAUUUGCUUUUCUGAAGGAAUGGAUAUUAACCUCUUUUGUGCACUCAGCUUCUCAUCACCCAUUUGUAUAUCAAAUAGCCCUUCUGCAAUUAACUAAAUAUGAGAUCUUGGACUGGACAUUGGAUCUUAGUGUUCAUUUCCUCCUCUGUACCAUUUUUUAAUUUGCACUUCUCAGCGUGUUUUAGUUCUCAAUUAUCUAGGCAGUUUUUGUUUCUCUUUCAACCACCGGAUUUCUCAAGACUUCCCUUAAAUAAAGCUUAAAAUCAAUGACUGGUUAUGGUUUGGGAAUUCAGCAAGAAGGGGGUUAAGAUUCUUCAACUGAUAUUACAGUAUGGCUAGCACCUCUGGCCUAGACCCCGAGUUCGAGUUAUGAGGGUGGUUUCUUCUUGACUUUUUUAGGCAGACAAGGCCAAUCCUGACCUUUCAAGACUCUGUCUCCUUCUCAGUGGGCGGGACACAGAUUUGUAACUUGAUAAACUAGAAAAUGUUCUUUGAAAAGUAAAAUACUAAGGUAAUGGUAGACACCAAUGAUUGAGUUUUCAGUUGUCUCAGGCUCAUUAUAAAAUUAUGACUUGUCAAGGAAACAGACUUCUGGGACUUUUAACCAUCUUAAUACCUGUAGUGCUCCUUCUCCCUUCCCCUUGUUAUUAAUCCUUUUAACCAUCCUUUUCCCACCCAGACCUGACCCUCUCCCGCUCUUGCUCAUACAUGCUGAAACCCUUACCUGUCCCUCUGUUCUCCAGCUGGCACAGACAUAUACUGGUCUUUCACUCCAUCUGACCACUCAGCUCCAUCAAUCAUCAGUGGACCAAUCUAUUUCUCCAUCAGCUAACCACUCACCUACUCAUUCACAUAUUAUGUUCCCCAUUUAUCUAACCCUUAUUCCAUCUAUACACUCAUGCACCUCCCUAAUGUGACUGUUCCCAUCUACUUAUUGAAACCAUCUAGCCAUUCCUCACCUGUCAAUCCAGCUACCAAUCAUCCUCCAGCUAGCCUUUGGCAGGCAUGCCUACUUACCAAGACACUUCAAGGUAAUGAAAAUCUUUGCUGUUAUCUUUAAAUUCUGCAAGGGAGGCUUUAUCUAGCUAUGCUUAAGCAUGGCAGCCAAACAGUUGGAUUCAUUUCUUUUUGUUAUUUUUUACCCAAAUACACCAUAUUAAAAACAUAUACAUAAUGGAGUUCUUUAGGGGAUGUAUUCAAGGCAUUCUUGUUGCUAUCAACAUGUAUUACAGUUGCAAAAGGAUGUAGGAAGAUGGAGAAUUGGAAGUGGAAUGGAAACCCCCAGAUGAGUACAUGUUGAUGUUCAACUUUCUAACACUAGGAAUGCAAUGAACAUAACUGACUGAAGAGACAGACAGGAGAGACCUCGCUGGCAACUACCUCUUUUUUCCAGUUAAAUUUUUGUUAAAUAAGUUAUUUACUUUUAUGAAAAUUGGGGAGUAUUAAUAAUUAGCACUGAACCCUAUGUGCACUAUUAGAAACUAAAACCCCAGUGCUAUAAAUAAUAGUGUCAUCCUUUACCAUGGCCAUCUAUCUGGUCAUCAAGAAUUGUUUUCUCACAUUUUUUCCCAUUUGUUCAUUUAUUCAUGCAUCACCUUUAGUAAGGGACACCCCUUAAGGAGCUCACAUCUAAGAUGUGACAACAGCUCUGUAAAAAGAAACAUUGCAGUAUCAUAUUGAAGUAUGCAGAUAAGGUGAAGAGAACAUAACUACAGGGUGGGGGACAGCUAAUAUAGAGAAUGGAUAUGGUGAACAGAUACAUUACUACAAAAACCAAUGUGGUACCAGGACCACAGCACAUGCAAUGUCCAAGUACUUAUUGAUGUAGUGAAUACACGUGUGUUGGACAGAUGAGUACCAUGGAAGGAGUUAAAAGUACAAAAGGCCAGAGGCCACAAUGUACAAUUGAAGAUGAAGCCAACACAGGAACUUAGAGAUAGAGAGACACAACUUCUAGAAGGUCACAUCUGGUCAGAAUAUUAAGUUUAAUUUUAUACAGGAUUACUGAGUGUGUUAUCUUUCAUAGUAUCUCAAAGCUCCAUGAGCCUCUCUGAUGAGGGAAGAAAGAAAAGGGUGAUUGAGGGCAGGGACACAGCAGAGACUAAAGAGGGAGAAGCAGAAAUUACUGUGCAGUUAGUUACUGAAUACUUACCCUGGAAAGAAGUCUGCAGAUAUUGACUGCGGUUCUGGGCCUCAUUUGUAUUUAAGUGUUCAACAGCAUGUCCUAUGUCAAAAAUAUGAAUAUUUACAAUUUUUACCUCUCAGUUAUUUGCUCUACCCUAGAAGAUAUAUUUCCUUUUAUUUAGUUAAGUCCUCAAAGCAAGAAUUUUAUCUUCAGAGACAUAGUGUGAUGUAGUUUGGGGGAAUUUAUUUCUAAAUUCUGAUCUAACAAUUUACAUAUUGUAUUGCUUUCAACCAAUUUUGUACCCUUUCUGAACUUCAGCUUUAUCUAUGUUAGUACAAUGGUCAGACACACCUCAGAAGGCUGGUUGUGAGGACUAUUAGGUGUAAACAGUUAAGGAUUUUAACAUAGUGCCUGGUACAUAUAAGUUACAAAAUAAGCAUUAGAUUUUUCCUCCUAUUCUUUCCUCAGCCUUCUGUCAAUGCCUUCACUUUCUUGAGCAUCUAUGAGCUAUCUCAACUAUGCUGCCUCUUUCAAAAAUAUAUUUUAUAUGUUAUUUUUUAUUGAAAUUUAAAAGAAUAAUACAUUUUUGAGUUCUGGAUUAUUCAAGGAUGCAAGCUUAAAAAGCUAGGAGGAUUUUUGGUAGACCACCACAGAAAUACUGAAAAAACAGUAGAACGUAAUUUCAAUCUAAUAAACAUGUAUGUGAUCGCUAAUAUGGGACAAGUACUGAGGACAAACACAAAAGAAUGUCUAACUUCAAGAAAAUCUCAGUCCAAUGGAGGAUAUGAAGCUACAGCCCAAUGUGGUAGAUAUUGUUCAAAGGCUAGAGGAUCCAGUAAGUGCACAUAACCAGAUAUCAGGGGUCAAGGCACCCUUGCAGAAGAUGAGAUGCCUGAGCUACAUCUUGAAGGAGCCAAAGGAAUUAGCCAGGAAAAGGGAAGGAGGAGGAGCAAGUGAGUAACAGCAGAAGCAUAGCAAGGUCAAGAAACUGCAAAUACAGAUUAUCCCAAAAAGGAUGAGGGGAGAGGCACACACCAGGAGAGAAGGUAGAAAGGCGUAGGUAAGAGCAAGAUCCCUGAGAUGUUGUGAUUUCUACUAAGAUAGAUAAGGCAGAUAUUAAAGGAUUUAGCCAGAAGAGUGGCCAGGUGGAAUUCACAAUUGAGCUAUAUUACCAUGGCAGGAGGGUAGAUUAAAGCAUUGGUCACUGGCAAGAGAGAAACAUGUUAAGGGAAGUUGAUAUAAUUUUGGUGAAAAAAUGAUUAGGAAUAAUAAGAAGUAGCAGGGAAGUUGAAAUGAUUUUUAGAAGGCAGAUCAAAUGGGAAGGAAUAGACACAUGGGGGUUGGAGAUAUGAGGAAUAUUCCAGGUUUCCAAUUUUGCCAACUGGGUGGAAGAUGUGAUUCUGAAAACUAAGGAGGAUGAUAAAGUUUCAUCAGUUUUUGACACAUCUUUUCAAGGAUCCUUAGAACCUCCAGGUGGAGGGAUUUAAGCAUCAUCAGCAUUUUCCUGAGUCAUGUAAUUAUAUCCAUCAUCCUCUACAAGGGGUGCCUGAUUUCCUUCCUCUACUUCCCACUUUAGUCCCAUAGAAACUCUAGCUCCUUGAGUUAUUUGCAAUUCAUUUCUCAUCCUCCAUUUCCUCCGUCUUCUAAUUUUGUCUUACAAAGGUACUGCUUUUUAUUGCUUGCUGUGAUGGGGUUGUAUGGUCCACAGCAGUCCUUGGAGUGGGCAGUCAGGAAGUGACAGAAGACUGAAGUGGGAAGGAGAAAAUGGCACGGCUCUCCCACCACCCAGAUGGGAUGUGGCACUUCUCAUGUCUAACACUAAGGGCAAACCACUAUUCACUGUGUGAUGAGAGAAUAGCUGGGCUCUGUGAAUGUUUGUAUGUGUUUAUUACAAUCCACCUGCUUUUUUACAGUAAGGCAAAUCCUCUUUUUGUUCUUACCCUACAAUUUGAUGCUCAUUUCCUUGUGAACACUUUUUAGAGAAGUUCUUAAGUUUUCAAACCUCAUCCAGCUUUGUUCAAUUUUUUUCCCCCCAAUAAUCUCAGAGAAGCCAUCCUAAAACUAGGGAAGCCUGAAUCUUUGCAGGAAGCCAUGGCACCUUGUUGCCUCUCAAGGCAACUUUCCAGGUGGCCCUAUCAGCAUAUGUCAACACAGAGCCGUGGGAGUUUGAGCCCACGUGUAUGCACUGGUCUGAGACAAUGCAGCAGGAACUGCAAGUGGGAAGAACUAAAUGUUAAUCUUGAUUCUGCCAUAUACUAGUUGUGUGCCUGCAGAUUUAUAGUGUAACCUCUUACAGCCUCAGUUUACUCACAUGCAAAGUAGGGUUAGUAACUAUCCCAUGACACUGCUGUGAGGCAUAGAAUAGAAGGAGCAACACAAAAGCACCUGGCAAGCUCCUGGAAUAUAGAUGCUCGGCACAGAGAGGCAGCUGAUUAGUUUAUUCCUUUUUUAUCACCCUCUGCUCUGCCCCCCACCCCCAUUUUCCAAACCAGCCCACACCUACCACACAUGAUCAUCUAGAAGGCACAAUGUAAGGGAUGCCUCUACUCAAAUAUCAUAUUCUCCAGUUUGUUGUUGGAAUCACAUCAAAUGAAAACGUGUGAGGCUGUAUGUUUAUAUUCA